AUGGCAGGCUGGUUUUCUUCAGUUUCUCCGUUCGAGGAGCAGGUCGAGAAGGCAACGGCUUCAUCCCUAGAAGACAUCGCGUUGAACCUGGAAAUCACAGACUUGAUCCGAUCAAAGACCGUACAACCGAAGGAAGCCAUGAAGGUGUUGAAAAGGAGACUAGAGAACAAGAAUCCGAACGUUCAGCUGGCAACCUUGAAGUUGACAGAUACGUGCGUAAAAAACGGUGGCCGACAUUUCCUUCUCGAGAUAUCGUCCAGAGAAUUUAUGGACAACCUAGUUUCGCUGCUGAAAACCGAAGGUCCCAACGCCCUCAACGACAGCGUAAAGACGAAGAUACUGGACUUGAUUCAAAGUUGGGCACUUGCAACUGAGUCGCGCAGUGAACUGGCGUAUGUGGGAGAGACAUAUCGGAAAUUGCAAUGGGAUGGUUUCCAGUUUCCACCCAAGACAGAGCUGGCCAGCAGCAUGCUUGACAGCAGCGCACCUCCUGAAUGGAUCGAUUCCGACGUAUGCAUGCGAUGUCGAACACCCUUUACCUUUACCAAUCGCAAACAUCACUGCCGUAAUUGUGGCAAUGUCUUCGACGCUCAGUGUUCCAGCAAAACCUUGCCCCUACCGCACCUGGGGAUUAUACAGCCGGUGCGGGUGGAUGACGGCUGUUACGCGAAGCUGACGUCCAAGUCGUUUAACCCUCCAGGUGUAUCGAACCGACCCGGCUUCAAGUCGCCGAAGACAAGUGCUCGAAUGGAGCCUCGAGGGGGUCGUGCUGAAGCAGAUUUCGAUGAAGAUCUCAAACGCGCUCUUCAACUGAGCCUUGAAGAUGCAAAGGGUAAAUCGUCGAGCGGAUAUGUCCCGCAGUCGAAGCCGACUCCUCGCGCUACUCCUUCUAAAACGAAUGGAAAUGUCAACGAAGAAGAGGAAGAUUCAGAUCUAAAGGCGGCUAUUGAAGCUUCCCUUAAGGAUAUGGAAGAACAAAAGAGGAAGCACACUGCUGCAUUAAAGAACUCGACAUCUCUAGAGACCCCGGGGCCGGGCACAUCCGCCACUGUUCUCGCUAAAAAGGACUACGAGUUAACUGCAACUGAGGCGGAGAAAAUCAAUCUGCUGGCGACUCUAGUAGACCGACUCCAGCAUCAGCCACCGGGAACGAUAUUAAGGGAGCCCCAGAUUCAGGAAUUGUAUGAAAGUAUAGGCGCUCUGAGGCCCAAGCUAGCCCGGACAUACGGCGAAACGAUGAGCAAAUACGAUACUCUUCUAGAUUUACAUGCUAAGCUGUCGACCGUUGUUCGGUAUUAUGAUCGAAUGCUAGAAGAGCGACUUUCGAACACCUAUGCACAGCAAACCUUGGGAGCGUACGAUUCUCUACAGCCAGCCCAGUCAUCGACGAAUUUGUACCCAUCCAUGUCUUCACACAUUUCAGAUAAUCAAGGAGGCGCGGAAAGUUUCUACCUUGGGUCCGGUCCUGAUCGGCAAUUUCCACAUGCUUACCCCCCUAUGAGCAGGCAGUCAUCGGUGGACCAGUAUGAGCAACGCUCCCCGUCGGCAGCGGCUGGUACUGCCCCGGGAAUGUAUGCGCGCCCCGUUUCACAGUAUAAUCCCCCUCGCCAGCCAUGGAAUCAACCCGCAGAUGCCAACCCCCAAAUCCCAAGCCCCCAUCAAAACCGCUCGCUAUCAUAUUCAAACCAACCCCUUCAACAUGUAGCUGUAGGUGGUCAGAUGAAGCAGGACUCUGCCCAUCCCACCGGCCAGCAGCCACCGUUCGCGGAGGGGCAAUACCCCCAGUCGCCCGUUACAUUCCAGAACUCUCAAUACUCGCAACCCAUUGCAGCGGCGGCUUCUUCAGGCCAGCAACACCCUCCGUCUAGAACUGUAGCGGAACCCUUGGCUUCGCCUCCACCUGCAAUGCAGUCGACGCCGUCAUAUGCGUUCCAAGGAUCCCAGAAAGGUGGGCCGUAUGAGCCUACUUUCGAUACGACCAGCCCACCAGUGCAAUAUACCGACCAGUACCACCAACCGUCGUACCAUUGGCAGCAGACGACUUCGGCCACACAGAAUGCGUACCCUGCUCGCCCCAUAAAUGGCACUCAAAUAUCAGAAGAUACCUCCCUCCCAACGCCACAAUCGCCGUAUCAGUUGCCACUACAGCCACAGCCCAAGCCGGUUGAAGAGAGUCUAAUUGAGCUGUGA
This is a messenger RNA of Coccidioides immitis RS, 2190 nucleotides long. Its product is annotated as vacuolar sorting-associated protein. The transcript has 5 exons. Lineage: Eukaryota; Fungi; Ascomycota; Eurotiomycetes; Onygenales; Onygenaceae. Gene Ontology annotation, cellular component: ESCRT-0 complex. The coding region runs from base 1 to 2190 and encodes 729 amino acids. Gene Ontology annotation, molecular function: ubiquitin binding; metal ion binding; phosphatidylinositol-3-phosphate binding. The record is from RefSeq and is a predicted model, not a curated record. Gene Ontology annotation, biological process: protein targeting to vacuole; protein transport to vacuole involved in ubiquitin-dependent protein catabolic process via the multivesicular body sorting pathway.